Messenger RNA from Oncorhynchus tshawytscha (Chinook salmon), 1324 nucleotides. RefSeq lists its product as uncharacterized. The record is from RefSeq and is a predicted model, not a curated record. The transcript has 9 exons. Gene Ontology annotation, cellular component: membrane. Bases 137 to 889 code for a protein of 250 amino acids. NCBI's taxonomy places the organism in Eukaryota, Metazoa, Chordata, Actinopteri, Salmoniformes, Salmonidae.
GAACACCUAUGGCCAACAGAACACCUAUGGCCAACAGAACACCUAUGGCCAACAGAACUACAGUUCUCCCCACUACGGUCUGAACGUUGGCCCUGGCAACAUUGCGGUGGUCUCUCCAGCGGGUCAGUAUAACGACAUGGGUCAGGGUCAUCCCGAGGACCAACAACAACAAUGGGCUGCUCCACUACCACCUGACUAUUCCACCGGGCUGGAGGACACCGGCUGCUUUGAUGACAAAGCUAUAAGAAGAGGCUUUAUAAAGAAGGUGUACCUGACUCUGAUGAUUCAGCUUCUCGUCACCUUUGGGAUCAUCUGUGCCUUUCUGUAUUGGGAGGCUCUGAGGCUCUGGUCUAUGAAGACCUACUGGUUUUCUUCCUGCAUGAUAGCAGUGGUGCUUGUCAUCAUCAUUUCCUUGUCCUGUUGUGUCAAUGUACGUCGGAAGGUCCCGCUCAAUUUCCUGGCCUUGGGCCUGUUUACCACUGCAGAAGGUCUACUGCUGGGCUCUGUGACUGUGUUCUAUGAGGCGGAAGCUGUUAUGUGGGCUGUGGGCGCCACAGCACUGGUUUCCCUGGCUCUGAGUGUCUUCGCCAUGCAGUCCAGAUGGGACUUCACCUUAGCCAGUGGGGGCUUGUGGGUGUUCUGUUGGACUCUCAUAUCCUUUGCAUUGUUGUGUGGAAUCAUGCGAUCCCAGUAUGUGUACAUUGUGUACGCUUGCCUGGGAACCUUGCUAUUUUCUUUGUACCUGGUGAUGGACACUCAGCUCAUACUGGGCGGGAACCACAAAUACAGCAUUUCACCAGAGGAGUACAUCUUUGCUGCUCUCAACCUGUACCUGGACAUCAUCUCUCUGUUCACCAUGCUACUGGCACUCAUUGGACUUAGCCGUUAACUUAAUACGCUGUUUUCACGUCAGAUAGCGCAACAAGCCACCUGCACUGAUGUAGUUGAGGGACGAGCGUGGAGUAGGAAUUAGGAUAAUGCCUUUUUAAAAAUGAAAUGAAAUCAAAUCAAAUGUAUUGGUCACAUACACGUAUUUAGCAGAUGUUAUUGAGGGUGUAGCAAAAUGCUUGUGUUCCUAGCCCCAACAGAAAUGUUUGUGUUCCUAGCCCCAACAGAAAUGCUUGUGUUCCUAGCCCCAACAGAAAUGUUUGUGUUCCUAGCCCCAACAGAAAUGCUUGUGUUCCUAGCCCCAACAGAAAUGCUUGUGUUCCUAGCCCCAACAGAAAUGCUUGUGUUCCUAGCCCCAACAGAAAUGCUUGUGUUCCUAGCCCCAAUAGAAAUGCUUUUGUUCCUAGCCCCAACAGAAGUGCUUGUGUUCCUAGCC